CCGUGUGCAGGCGGCGGGCACGGCUCCGGCCGCCGCGCUGCUCUGGGCGCUCCGGGGCCGGGGGGGCCGCGCAGGGGGAGGGGAGGGGGCGGCGGGGCGAUGGGCAGAGCCCCCGCUGUCCUGCUGCCGCCCGGGGGGCUGCGCUAGGGCGGCCCCGGCGGCCGGGGGUCCCCCCGCGCCCCGGGGGCGGCGAGGAUGCAGCACCCGCUGGAGCUGGGAGCCGCUCGCUACUUCCCGGCCGAAGCCUUCCCCGACCACCGCUCCCACCGCUACCGCAGCUUCAUGAUCGAGGAGAUCCUCACCGACCCCCCGGACGCCAAGGGGGCCGCGCCGGCCGGGGAGCUGCUCAAGUUCGGGGUGCAGGCGCUGCUUUCCGCCCGGCCCUACCACAACCACCUCGCGGUGCUGAAGGCGGAGCCGGCCGCCGUGUUCAAGUUCCCGCUGGCUCCCCUGGGCUGCUCGGGGCUGGGCUCGGCUCUGCUGGCCGCCGGCUCGGGGCUGCAAGGCGGCUCCGCCUCGCCCCAUCUCCCGCUGGAGCUGCACCUUCGUGGCAAGUUGGAGCCGGGCCCCCCCGAGCCGGGCAAGGCCAAGAAGGGGCGCCGAAGCCGCACCGUCUUCACCGAGCUGCAGCUCAUGGGGCUGGAGAAGCGCUUCGAGAAGCAGAAAUACCUCUCCACGCCCGACAGAAUAGACCUGGCCGAAUCGCUGGGGCUCAGCCAGCUCCAGGUGAAAACCUGGUACCAGAACAGGCGCAUGAAAUGGAAGAAAAUAGUGUUGCAGGGGGGCGGCCUGGAGUCCCCCACCAAGCCGAAGGGCCGCCCCAAGAAGAACUCGAUCCCCAGCAGCGAGCAGCUCUCGGAGCAGGAGCGAGCCCGGGACGCCGAGAAGCCGCCCGAGAGCCUGGGCUCGCCGGCCGAGGUCAGCCAGGAGGAGUGAGGGGCGAGCGCCCGCCCUGCCGCACCCUCCGGGCCCGGGGGAAGGGGAUGGAGGGCAGCUCGGACAGUGGCUGCGGCCGCCUUCGGACUCGGGAGAUUUGGACGCUUUGACGGGCGCGCUCCUGCCCCACCGCCCCUCUCCGCGCCCGCGGAGCGCUGCGCCACGGCCGCGGUGUUGUGCGACGGCCCGAGGGGCCGGGAGGACACUGGAUCCCACCUUCCACAUCUACUCGCUGUCUAAAACCCUGUGGUGCCCCUAGUUAUUCGAAAACUGCAUUUUAUGAUCCGUUUUAUUAAUGCGAAGAUAUUUACUUUAUUUCAAUAAAGUAUUUUAUGAACUGUU
Messenger RNA from Pseudopipra pipra, 1278 nucleotides. It is a transcript of the gene BARX1, whose product is annotated as BARX homeobox 1. Bases 196 to 936 code for a protein of 246 amino acids. Gene Ontology annotation, biological process: regulation of DNA-templated transcription. NCBI's taxonomy places the organism in Eukaryota, Metazoa, Chordata, Aves, Passeriformes, Pipridae. The record is from RefSeq and is a predicted model, not a curated record. Gene Ontology annotation, molecular function: DNA binding; DNA-binding transcription factor activity, RNA polymerase II-specific. The transcript has 4 exons.